This is a messenger RNA of Plutella xylostella (diamondback moth), 12140 nucleotides long. RefSeq names its product sushi, von Willebrand factor type A, EGF and pentraxin domain-containing protein uif (gene uif). Gene Ontology annotation, molecular function: Notch binding; calcium ion binding. Lineage: Eukaryota; Metazoa; Arthropoda; Insecta; Lepidoptera; Plutellidae. Gene Ontology annotation, biological process: Notch signaling pathway. The record is from RefSeq and is a predicted model, not a curated record.
GACCGACUUACUCCAGUGCUGAGCUGGCGGGCACCGCGACCGCCUCGGUCUGCCUAACAUGUGUCUUCAGGUGACUUAUUGAGUGGAUUGUGCAUUUGUGUUACUACAAGUGAAGACAGAAACCAACCCUAGUGUGACACUUACAGGAUAUUUCACCAACUUACGGAGAAGCGGCGGGCGAAUAACAGAUCAAGGAUGUUGAUACGGUGUCCAGCGGCAGCGUGUGUCGCGGCGCUGCUAUUGGCUAUCACAUCCACCGCGGCAGAUGGAAGUCUCUUCACGUGUCCAAACGGUUGGGAGCUGAAAGGCCUACAUUGUUACAAAUUCUUCAACAUAAGGCAUUCUUGGGAAAAGGCGGCCGAAUUAUGUCGGAGGUACGGAAGCGAGUUGAUGGUGGUAGACACAUAUUCAGAGAACAACAUGACUGCCAACAUGGUGCCGGUCAGUCCCAGCAACAACCACUACUGGCUGGGGCUCGCGACCGUCGAUGACCUCAGGACCAACACGCUGGAGUCAGCUGCUGGCUCGCUGGUGUCGCAGUAUGCCGGGUUCUGGGACCUGAGGCAGCCGAACCCCAAGGACGGCGAGUGUGUUGACGUGCACGUCUCGGCCGAGAGCCAGUCCUGGGAACUCACCACAUGCGAGACGCUUCUGCCAUUCAUGUGCAGAGCCAACGCGUGCCCUGCUGGAACCUUCCAUUGUUCUAAUGGACGAUGCAUUAACGCAGCCUUCAAAUGUGAUAAACAAGACGACUGCGGUGACGCUUCCGACGAAAUGGACUGUUCUAAUGAAUGCCACUUCUACAUGGCGAGCAGCGGCGACGUGGUGGAGAGCCCCAACUACCCCCACAAGUACCCUCCUCUCAGCGAAUGUAAAUGGACUCUCGAAGGCCCACAAGGCCAAAACAUAGUUCUACAGUUCCAAGAUUUCGAAACUGAAAAAUCUUUUGAUACUGUUCAAAUCUUAGUGGGUGGUAGGACAGAAGAGAAAUCUGUUAACUUAGCUACUCUUUCUGGAAAACAAGACUUAUCUAACAAACUUUACGUAUCUGCUUCGAACUUCAUGAUAAUUAAAUUUAGCACUGACGGAUCUGUCGAAAGGAAAGGAUUCCGCGCUUCAUGGAAGACUGAGUCAUCGAACUGCGGUGGCAUACUUAGAGCAACUCCGCAAGGUCAGGUAUUGACUUCACCAGGAUAUCCCAACGGCUAUCCAGGUGGAUUGGAGUGCGUCUACAUAAUUGAGGCACAACCUGGCAGAAUUGUCUCUUUGGAAAUUGAAGACUUAGAAUUAGGAAUGAACCGCGAUUACAUCAUAAUUAAGGAUGGUAAUACUCCAUCUAGCCCAGUGUUAGCAAGAUUAACAGGUCCCGGAGAAGAUAAUCAGAAGGUCGUCGUAUCUACUACGAACCAUCUCUAUAUGUACUUCCGAACUAGUCUGGGUGACUCGAAGAAAGGCUUCAACAUGAGAUACUCGCAAGGCUGCAGAGCAACCAUCAUUGCUGCCAAUGGUACAUUUACAUCGCCAGCAUUUGGGCUUAGCAGUUACCCCAACAACCAAGAAUGCUUGUACAGAGUAAAGAACCCUAACGGCGGACCACUUUCACUGAAAUUCGACGAUUUUCAAAUUCACCCAUCAGAUGUGGUUCAAGUAUUCGAUGGAGCAAGCACAGGUGGUUUGAGAUUGCACUCCGAAAACGGUUUCACUGUAAAGCCAAGAAUUACAUUGACAGCUUCAAGUGGAGAGAUGUUGAUUCGAUUUGUGUCCGAUGCACUACAUAAUGGAGAAGGUUGGAAGGCGACGUUCUCAGCAGAUUGCCCACCGCUUAAAUCCGGAAUUGGUGCCCUAGCAUCGAACAGGGAUACCGCCUUCGGAACGCAAGUAACUUUCUCUUGUCCAAUUGGUCAAGAGUUUGCCACUGGAAAAUCAAGUAUCUCUACUGAAUGUUUGGAUGGAGGAAAAUGGUCAACCACAUACAUCCCGAGUUGUCAAGAGGUAUACUGUGGACCUGUUCCACAAAUUGACAAUGGUUUCUCAAUUGGAUCCACGAAUGUAACGUACAGAGGUGUUGCUACAUACCAAUGUUACGCUGGUUUUGCUUUCCCCACGGGACAACCUAUUGAAAAGAUCUCUUGUCUUUCUGAUGGACGAUGGGAAAGAACUCCGACUUGCCUUGCAUCUCAAUGUGUGGCCCUCGCUGAUGUCCCUCAUGCAAACGUUACCAUCUUGAACGGCGGAGGCAGAAGCUACGGCACGAUCGUGCGAUACGAGUGCGAACCUGGCUAUGUCAGAUCUGGACAACCAGUACUUCUGUGCAUGAGCAAUGGAACUUGGUCAGGAGAUGUGCCGACAUGUACUAAAGCUAUGUGCCCUAUCUUUCCUGAAAUCAAAAAUGGAUUCAUUGUUGACCAAACCAGAAUUUACAUGUACGGUGACGAGGCCAGAGUUCAGUGCUUCAAAGGAUUCAAACUGAAUGGGCCAAGCGCUCUCAAGUGUGGACCUAAUCAGGAAUUUGAUUCGCCACCGACUUGUGAUGAUGUCAACGAGUGUCACAGCAGCCAAUGUGAUGCCGCCUCCACUGAUUGUAAGAACACUCAAGGAGGGUUCUACUGUCCUUGCCGACCUGGCUUCACACCCAGUCUAGACUGCAGGCCAGUUGGUGACCUGGGAUUGAUAAACGGUGCUGUCCCCGAUGAAUCAAUCACAACCUCUACGCCUGAAGCUGGUUACAAUAAGGGCAUGGUUCGAUUAAACAACGGAGGCGGAUGGUGCGGUAACAAUUUAGAAGCCGGUGCAAAUUGGGUGUUAAUUGACUUGCGAGCGCCUACCAUUAUCAGAGGAUUCCGCACGAUGAGUGUUAUGCGAGCUGACGGGAAUAUCGCUUUCACUUCUGCAAUUAGGAUUCAGUACAGCAACGACCUGACUGAUGUAUUCAAAGAUUACACGAACCCUGACGGCACCGCUGUUGAAUUCCGUAUCCUGGAGCCCACUCUAUCAGUCCUGAACCUACCAAUGCCAAUUGAAGCACAGUACGUCAAGUUUAAGAUUCAAGAUUACGUUGGGGCUCCAUGUUUGAAAAUUGAGAUCAUGGGCUGCGCACGCCUUGACUGUCUUGAUAUCAAUGAAUGUAGCGAAAACAAUGGAGGAUGCGAUCAAAAAUGUUUGAAUACACCUGGAAACUUCUCCUGCGCCUGUAACAUCGGAUACGAGUUGUACUCUUCAAAUGGAACAGCCGGAUUUGCCAUUGAGCUCUCUGAAACUGGUGAAAGGGACGGUGACACGUACCAAAGAAACAAAUCAUGUGUCCCGGUAAUGUGUCCGCCUUUAGCAUCACCUGAAAGUGGAAAACUGCUAUCUACAAAGAACUCUUACCAUUUCGGUGACAUCGUACAAUUCCAAUGCGACUUCGGAUACGUUAUGUCUGGAUUUUCUUCUUUACUUUGUACAUCAAGUGGUACAUGGAACGGAACUACACCUGAAUGUCAAUAUGCUCGUUGUGUUACGUUAUCCGAUGACAAAAACGAUGGACUAAAAGUAAUACGUGAAGACCCAGAAAGUGUAUUGGUGCCAUACAGAGACAAUGUGACGAUCACCUGCUCUUCACCUGGAAGACAAUUGAGAAAUACCAUUACUUCAUCUUUCAGACAGUGUGUCUAUGAUCCCAAGCCGGGUCUUCCAGACUACUGGCUAUCAGGGGCUCAACCUCAGUGCCCGAGGAAAGACUGUGGCGUCCCGAUGCCUACACCUGGUGCGGAAUACGGACAAUACUUGGACACCAGAUAUCAAAGUUCUUUCUUCUUCGGCUGUCAAAACACAUUCAAAUUGGCUGGACAAACAAGCAAACAUGACAAUGUCGUCAGAUGCCAAGCUAACGGUAUUUGGGACUUCGGUGAUCUGAGAUGUGAGGGACCAGUGUGCGAAGAUCCUGGUAGGCCAGCUGAUGGCUACCAAAUCGCAAGGAGCUACGAACAAAGUUCUGAAGUUCUCUUCGGUUGCUCCAGACCUGGAUACAUUCUUAUCAACCCUAGACCUAUUACUUGUGUACGUGAACCCGAAUGCAAAGUCAUCAAACCUCUAGGUUUGGCUUCAGGUAGAAUCCCAGACUCGGCUAUUAACGCCACUUCAGAAAGACCUAACUACGAAGCUAAGAACAUACGUCUCAAUUCGGUUACCGGCUGGUGUGGUAAACAAGAAGCAUUCACAUACGUCAGCGUUGAUUUAGGAAAAGUGCACAGAGUAAAGGCUAUAUUGGUAAAGGGUGUUGUAACAUCCGACAUCGUUGGUCGCCCAACAGAAAUCAGAUUCUUCUACAAACAAGCCGAAAAUGAAAAUUACGUUGUGUACUUCCCUAACUUUAACCUUACCAUGAGAGACCCUGGGAACUACGGUGAACUUGCAAUGAUCACUUUGCCCAAAUAUGUACAAGCACGAUUUGUUAUUUUGGGUAUCGUUAGUUUUAUGGACAACGCGUGUUUGAAGUUUGAACUUAUGGGAUGUGAUGAACCUACCGCUGAACCGUUAUUAGGUUAUGACUACGGAUAUUCUCCUUGUGUUGACAAUGAACCACCAGUAUUCCAGAACUGUCCCCAGCAACCAAUCAUCGUGCAUACAGAUGUUAAUGGCGGACUUUUACCAGUCAAUUUCACUGAACCAACGGCCACUGAUAAUUCGGGUGCCAUAGCUCGUUUGGAAGUAACACCACAGCAUUUCAGAACACCACUUCAAGUUUUCCAUAACAUGGUUGUACGAUAUGUGGCAUUUGAUUUUGAUGGAAACGUCGCCAUUUGUGAAGUCAACAUCACAGUACCUGAUUACACUCCGCCAAAACUAAGUUGCCCACAAAGCUAUGUCAUCGAGCUAGUCGAUAAACAAGACAGUUACGCUGUUAACUUCAAUGAAACCAGAAGAAGGAUUAAUGCAUCAGAUGCAUCUGGAGAAGUUUUCUUGAAAUUCAUUCCUGAAAGAGCUGUUAUACCAAUUCGUGGAUUUAAAAACGUAACUGUAGUUGCUUCAGAUAAAUACGGCAACAAGGCUCAGUGUCACUUCCAGGUAUCAGUCCAAGCCACACCUUGCGUUGACUGGGAAUUAACUGCGCCAGCUAAUGGUGCGCUGAACUGUUUGCCAGGAGACAGAGGCAUUCAGUGCAUAGCAACUUGCAGUCCUGGGUUCAGGUUCACUGACGGAGAGCCAGUCAAGACUUUCGUGUGUGAAACCAAACGCCAAUGGAACCCUACCGCUGUUGUACCAGAUUGUGUGUCUGAAAAUACCCAACAGGCCGCCUACCAUGUAAUCGCUGGUGUCCAAUACCGUGCUCUUGGAGCUGUAUCGAAUGCGUGUCUUCCUCAAUACAAGGACUUGCUAGCUCAGUACGACAACAUCUUAAAUGAGAGACUUACACAACGCUGUUCAGCUGUAAACGUCAACAUCAAUGUUACAUUUAUCAAGGCAAUGCCAAGCCUCCUUGACGAAAAUGUUGUGAAAAUGGACUUCAUUUUAGCUAUUACACCUGCAAUCAGACAAACUCAACUGUAUGACCUCUGUGGAUCUACUCUCAACCUCAUCUUCGAUCUGUCUGUGCCAUAUGCGAGUGCACUUAUCGAACCUGUACUAAAUGUAUCAUCUAUUGGGAACCAAUGUCCACCACUACGUGCAAUCAGAAGCUCUAUUUCCAGAGGAUUCACUUGUAGUGUUGGCGAGGUGUUGAAUAUGGAUACAAACGAUGUCCCUAGAUGCUUACAUUGCCCAGCUGGUACUUUCGCUGGAGAAAAACAGAAGUCCUGUACAAUGUGUCCACGAGGCUACUUCCAAAAUCAAGCUCGUCAAGGAGCAUGUCUGAAAUGUCCUCAAGGAACUUUCACACGCGAAGAAGGCUCCAAGGACGUCAACGACUGUAUACCAGUUUGCGGAUAUGGUACUUACUCACCCACCGGCUUAGUUCCUUGCUUAGAAUGUCCAAGAAACAGUUACACUGGUGAGCCACCAGUAGGAGGUUUUAAAGACUGUCAAGCGUGUCCUAUCAACACUUACACAUACCAGCCAGCUGCUCCCGGCCGAGACAAAUGUAGAGCCAAGUGUGCAGCGGGAACAUAUUCACCAACCGGCCUAGCUCCGUGCUCUCAAUGCCCCAGGAACUUCUACCAAAAUGUAGUAGGCACCACAUCGUGUAUGGAGUGCCCAACAAACAUGAAGACUGUUGGCACUGGAGCUACCGGCUUAGAAGAGUGCAUACCAGUUGAAUGUUCGAACAGUGCUUGCCAACAUGGAGGUUUGUGUGUACCUAAAGGCCACGGGGUUCAAUGUUACUGUCCUGCUGGUUUCUCUGGCCGCAGGUGUGAAAUAGAUAUCGACGAAUGUGCUAGCCAACCUUGUUACAACGGAGGAACUUGCAACGAUUUACCACAAGGAUACAGGUGCAAUUGCCCGCCUGGCUAUGGCGGUAUCAACUGUCAAGAAGAGAAGUCAGAUUGCCGAAACGAUACUUGCCCUGAAAGAGCAAUGUGCAAAGACGAGCCCGGAUACAACAACUUCACUUGCUUAUGUAGAUCCGGUUACACUGGAGUUGACUGUGAUGUAACGAUUGAUCCAUGCACAGCAAACGGAAACCCUUGCACAAACGGAGCCAGUUGUAUAGCUUUACAACAAGGACGUUUCAAGUGUGAGUGCUUACCCGGCUGGGAAGGCCAACUAUGCGAUAUCAACACUGACGACUGUAUCGAAAAGCCAUGUCUGCUCGGAGCUCCUUGUACAGAUUUAGUAAACGACUUCAGCUGUGCCUGCCCACCUGGAUUCACAGGAAAACGAUGCCACGAAAAGAUUGACUUAUGCUCGAACGAUCCUUGCAAACAUGGUGUGUGCGUGGACAAACUAUUUAUUCAUCAGUGUGUCUGUGAGCCUGGUUGGACUGGACCUUCUUGCGAUAUCAACAUCAAUGAGUGUUUGAUAUCUCCUUGUGAGAACGGAGGACAAUGUAUCGAUAGCAUAGACGAUUACACUUGCAACUGUGAAGCUGGCUUCACAGGAAAGAGGUGUCAGCACACAAUCGACGAUUGCUCGUCCAACCCAUGCCAGAACAGUGCUACAUGCAUCGACCAACUGGACGGCUUUGUGUGCAAGUGUCGACCAGGAUUCAUCGGACUUCAAUGCGAAACCGAGAUUGAUGAAUGUUUGACUGAGCCUUGCAAUCCAGUAGGAACUGACAGUUGCAUAGAUCUUGACAACAAAUUCCAGUGCGUCUGCCGUGAAGGAUUUACAGGAGCAAUGUGUGAAACGAAUAUCGAUGACUGCGCUUCAGACCCCUGCUUCAAUGGUGGAUCGUGUCACGAUGAAGUUGGAGGCUACAAGUGUAUUUGUCAACCAGGAUGGACCGGACAACGAUGUGAGAGAGAUAUUGGAAACUGUGUCAACCAGCCUUGUCAAAACCAUGCUAAUUGCAUUGACUUAUUCCAAGACUUCUUCUGCGUGUGCCCCAGUGGAACGGACGGAAAACAAUGUGAAACCGCGCCUGAAAGAUGUAUCGGUAGCCCCUGCAUGCACGGCGGCAAAUGCCAAGACUUUGGUUCUGGCCUCAACUGUUCUUGCUCUAGUGAUUACACCGGCAUAGGUUGUCAGUACGAAUUCGACGCUUGUGAAGCUGGGCUUUGCCAGAACGGUGCUACCUGCGUUGAUGAAGGUUCAGAUUACUCCUGCGUUUGCGCACAAGGUUUCACCGGAAAGAACUGUGAUGAAGAUAUCAUUGACUGCAAAGAUAACUCGUGCCCACCAUCUGCAACUUGUAUUGACUUACCUGGAAGAUUCUACUGCCAGUGUCCAUUCAACCUUACUGGAGAUGAUUGCAGGAAGACUAUCAGUGUGGACUACGACCUAUACUUCAGUGAUCCUAUGCGAUCAACUGCCGCACAAGUGGUACCGUUUGAGACUGGAUCUACAGACAGUAUGACCAUCGCUUUAUGGGUACAAUUUACUCAGCAAGAUGAAGGUGGAAUCUUCUUCACAGCUUACAGCGUCAGUAACUCCCACAUCGCACUAAACAGAAGGACAAUCAUUCAAGCUCAUUCAAACGGUGUGCAAAUAUCUCUCUUCCCUGAACUCCAAGAUGUUUACUUGAGUUUCGGCGAGUACGCUACAGUGAACGAUGGACAGUGGCAUCAUGUAGCCAUCGUCUGGGACGGUAAUAACGGUGGAGAACUGACUCUGAUCACUGAGGGUCUUAUUGCAAGCAAGAUUGAAGGAUACGGCAGUGGUCGCACUCUACCAAAAUACGUUUGGGUCACAUUGGGUAAACCACAAUCUGAAAACCCUAAGGGAUACACCGAAUCAGGAUUCCAGGGACAUUUGACCAAAGUACAAGUAUGGAACCGUGCCUUAGAUGUAACCAACGAAAUUCAGAAGCAAGUGCGAGACUGCAGAAGUGAACCAGUCUUGUACAGCGGAUUGGUUCUCACCUGGGCCGGUUAUGAAGACAUUGUCGGAGGUGUUGAAAGAAUUGUGCCAUCACAUUGCGGACAAAGGGUCUGUUCCAACGGCUACGCAGGAUCCAAGUGCCAGCAAUUGCAAGUCGACAAAGAACCUCCUAAAGUCGAACACUGCCCUGGCGACCUAUGGGUCAUCGGAAAGAACGGAUCGUCUAUUGUCAACUGGGAUGAGCCGGCAUUCAGUGAUAACGUUGGGGUUGUCAAAGUCGUUGAAAACUCCGGUCAUCGACCAGGACAGAACCUUGCUUGGGGAGCGUAUGACAUCGCUUACGUGGCUUACGAUUCUGCUGGCAACGCUGCCACUUGCACGUUCAAGGUCACCGUAUUAUCUGAAUUCUGCCCACCAUUAGCCGAUCCUCUGGGUGGUUACCAAUCUUGCCGAGACUGGGGUGCAGGAGGUCAAUUCAAGGUCUGCGAGAUCGCUUGCCGCGAUGGUCUGAGAUUCUCACAGAACGUUCCUCCAUUCUACACUUGCGGCGCUGAAGGAUUCUGGCGCCCAACCACCAACCCCAGUUUACCAUUGGUCUACCCUGCUUGCUCUCCUGCUUCACCGGCUCAGCGCGUGUUCAAGGUUUCGAUGUUGUUCCCGAGCUCCGUGUUAUGUAACGAUGCCGGUCAGGCUGUGCUCAGACAGAAAGUGCGAAGUGCCAUCAAUCAACUUAACAGGGACUGGAACUUCUGCUCUUAUGCUGUGGAUGGAACACGCGAAUGCAAAGAAUUGGACAUCAAUGUGAAGUGCGACAAUCGCAACAACAAUCGUCAAACUAGACAAGUCUCUUCACCACCAACUACCAAUGCUGAAGACACGUAUGUGUUGGACGCUAUCAUCCCAGUUGAAGAGUCUCGAGGCAGUAGGGAGGGUCGGCAAGCUGGCGAUACAUACAAUGUUGAGAUUUCCUUCCCGGCUAUCAAUGAUCCAGUAAUCCACAAUGGUAACAACGAGAGGUCGACUGUGCAGCGUCUAUUAGAGAAGUUGAUUCUUGAAGACGAACAGUUCGACGUACGGAACAUCCUCCCCAACACCGUCCCAGACCCAGCCAGUUUACAGCUAGUAUCCGACUACGCCUGCCCUAUGGGUCAGGUCGUUAUGGCUCCUGAUUGUGUGGCCUGCUCAGUUGGAACAUUCCUGGACGUAGCCAGUGACACCUGUAAGCCAUGCCCCUCUGGUACCUACCAGUCGGAAGCCGGACAACUGCAGUGUACCAAGUGCCCAGCCAUAGCCGGCCAGUCUGGGGUCACCCAGUCAACGGGGGCUAGGAGCGCUGCUGAUUGUAAAGAACGCUGUGCUGCCGGUAAAUUCUACGAUGCUGAAGCGGAACUUUGUAGGCCUUGUGGCCACGGGUCGUACCAGCCUCGCGAGGGGGCAUUCUCCUGCAUCUCCUGUCCUCGAGGCCAGACCACCAGGGCUACUGAGGCCGUUUCUGCUGUCGAGUGCCGAGACGAUUGUGCUUCUGGCGAGCAGCUAAGCAGCGACGGUGGUUGCGAGCCCUGCCCGCGCGGCACAUACCGCGCCACCGGCUCCGGAGCCGCCUGCGCUUCCUGCCCUCCUGGUACCACCACCCCCAACACGGGGGCGUCUGCCGCCGACCAAUGCUCUUUGCCCGUCUGCAAGCCUGGUUCAUACCUCAACGCGACGCUCAACACCUGCGUGCAGUGCAAGAAAGGGACUUACCAGUCAGAGUCACAGCAGAUGGCGUGCAUACCGUGUCCGAUCAACACAAGCACAAGGGGUGCUGGCGCUACUGCGGAGUCGGAGUGCACGAACCCUUGUGAGAUGAGUGGCCCCGAAAUGCAUUGCGAUACAAACGCCUACUGCCUUCUGAUACCCGAGACCAGCGAGUUCAAGUGUCAAUGCAAGCCCGGAUUCAACGGCACGGGCAAAGUCUGCACAGACGUUUGCCUGAACUACUGCGACAAUGGCGGCGAGUGCGUGAAGGACAUCCGCGGGGACCCGUCGUGUCGGUGCGUCGGCUCGUUCACUGGAAGACAUUGCCGGGAGAAGAGCGAGUUCGCCUACAUAGCCAGCGGAGUGGCCGGAGGAGUCAUAUUCAUCAUCUUCCUUGUGCUGCUCGUAUGGAUGAUAUGUGCUAGAUCGACAAAGAAGAAGGAACCAAAGAAGACGCUAACACCAGCGAUAGACCAGAACGGAUCCCAAGUGAACUUCUACUACGGAGCGCAUACGCCUUACGCAGAGUCUAUCGCUCCGUCUCACCACUCCACCUAUGCACACUAUUACGACGACGAGGAGGACGGCUGGGAAAUGCCCAACUUCUACAAUGAAACAUACAUGAAGGAGAGCCUUCACAACGGCAUGAAUGGCAAGAUGAACAGUCUGGCGCGGUCGAACGCUAGCAUCUACGGGACCAAGGAAGACCUCUACGACCGGCUCAAGCGACACGCGUACCCGGGUAAGAAAGAUAAGAGUGACAGCGACAGCGAGGGUCAGUAAACAGGAGGUCAGCGGUUUGUCGUAUUCUGGUCAAAUUUACUUAAUAACUAUCGUACUAGUUUCAAUUCUCGGUAUACCCGAACAAUAAUAGUCAUUAUUAUUGUAUAAUUGUCUGUAUAGGUGAUUACGACGAAGUCUCAGCGCCAGUGGCGGUGAAUAAACCGAGCGUUAUUGAAUAGUGGUGUAUUGUAGAGUGUUAUAUUCUAUGGUAGCUUUAUUAAGACUUUAGUUAUUAUUUUUAUGAAGUUUGUGUAUUAACACACUCACUGUUUUGGUAUCACAUGUCCACCCUUAAAUAUUUACAUUAGAUAACAAUUAAAUGUCAACUUAGAUGUCCAUUUUCUAUUGGUAGACACACUUAAAUAGUUACUGAUAGUAAACAUAUUUUGAAACAGUGAAUGUGUUGAUGUCCUAAAGAGAUUAUGUGGUCAACGAACAAAUGCUCAAGUAUUUUAUUAUAAGGCGAACACUGCCAUAUUGAGUAGCAGGGCUUCAUCGAAUUUUGAGUUAUCGUGAGAGAAAUAUUAUACGCAACAUUCCAAUCAUAAAUAUAGUACUGUUGUAUGUAAAUAUAAAUUUAGUAUUAUUCUGUAUAUUAUGUGGUAAACCUCAUUGAUGUAACCUUUAAAUAGUAGCAGAGUUAAUUAUUGUUGAAGUAAGGAGAUAGAAUAGGUAAAUACAUAAUUUUAAUCAAGAUGAAACGGUCUGCAAAUACUUAACUGUUUUUGGAUAAUCGUUUUGACUGCACUUCUAAUAGAAAGUUUUGCAUAAUAAAUAAGUUUAAGUAUAUAUUUUUGUAUUAUAAACGGGACUGUAUUUUUUACCUUGAGUGCAUGCGUGUGUGAACAGAAAUGAGGUGAGUGUAUGUAUGUAUGUAUAAACAGAUUUGUAUUAAAUGAAAUGCAACAAGAUGAAGUACGUACUUAAAAUAAGUUUUAAAAUGUUGACAUAAAUUGCAUACUAAUACUUACAUAACUUUUAGUAUUAUCUUUAUUUAAACUGAAUAUUUUCGUAAGUCAUAUUUUUACACCCUAGAUCUAUUUGAAAACGAUUCAAUUCUUAAUGUCAAUCAUCACAAAAAACGAAUCUUCGUCUUAUUUAUAUUUUCAUUCAUUUCUCGAUUUAUAUAAUACUCAGAUCUUCGAUUACCAUAAUAAAGUUUUACGCUGUAAUAUUUUUUACAAAAUGUUUAUGAGAAAUAAUAAAUAAACACAUAUUUUUUA